CAGCGGGUCGGGUGCUUUGGCUGUAGUCUGGUCCGCUGGGGUUGCCAGAGACAUCUCCAGGCUGCUCCACGAGAACCGGCUUGACGCUCGAUCCCUUUUACAGAGAGCAGUCUUUUCCCCCCUUGUUUUUUCGGGGUGCGCUUCGCCCAGCGCCGCGGGCGCCCGCUGCCCUGAGCGCUGCCGUGCCGGGAGGCGCGGGGGGCCGGGGCCGCGAUGCGCAGAGAUGGGGCCUGUGGCUGCUCCCGCAUGGGCUCGUAGUGCCCGCUCGGCGCUGAGUGCCCGGGUGCCGGGGAGGUGCGAGUAGGAGAAAGGCGCCAGUAGCGCUGGAUUUUAUCCCGGUGUAGAGGUGCAGGCAGACAGGGGUUCAGCUGAGCAGUGCAGUUGCAGCGGUAGCGGUGAAAUCCUGCUCCUCCUGUGAGCUCGAGCCAGGAAAAUGGAGGCUGUGAUAGAGAAGGAAUGUAGUGCGCUCGGAGGGCUCUUCCAGACCAUAAUAAGCGACAUGAAGGGAAGUUAUCCAGUGUGGGAAGAUUUUAUAAACAAAGCUGGGAAACUGCAGUCUCAGCUUCGGACGACAGUAGUAGCAGCUGCUGCCUUUUUGGAUGCCUUUCAGAAAGUGGCUGACAUGGCUACUAAUACACGUGGUGGUACCAGAGAGAUUGGGUCUGCUCUCACCAGGAUGUGUAUGAGGCACAGAAGUAUAGAGUCCAAACUCCGGCAGUUCUCAAGUGCUUUAAUUGACUGUCUGAUAAACCCACUUCAAGAACAGAUGGAAGAGUGGAAGAAAGUGGCCAAUCAGCUGGAUAAAGACCAUGCAAAAGAAUACAAAAAAGCCCGCCAAGAGAUAAAAAAGAAAUCAUCUGAUACACUGAAGCUACAGAAGAAAGCAAAGAAAGCUGAGGCUCUGGGACGGGGUGACAUUCAGCCCCAGCUGGAUAGUGCUUUACAAGAUGUCAAUGAUAAGUACCUGCUGCUUGAAGAAACCGAGAAGCAAGCUGUCAGAAAGGCUCUGAUCGAGGAGCGUGGUCGAUUCUGUGCUUUCAUCUCGAUGCUGCGCCCUGUGAUCGAAGAAGAAAUAUCAAUGCUAGGAGAAAUAACCCAUUUACAAACCAUAUCAGAUGACCUGAAAAGUCUCACCAUGGAUCCACACAAAUUGCCAUCCUCGAGUGAACAGGUAAUUUUAGAUUUGAAAGGUUCUGAUUACAGCUGGUCUUACCAGACUCCUCCAUCCUCUCCCAGUACUACCAUGUCCAGAAAAUCUAGUGUUUGCAGCAGUCUGAACAGCGUUAACAGUAGUGAUUCCCGGUCCAGUGGCUCGCACUCGCACUCACCUAGUUCACACUAUCGCUAUCGCAGCUCCAAUCUGCCUCAGCAGGCACCCAUGAGGCUGUCCAGUGUGUCCUCCCAUGAUUCUGGAUUCAUGUCCCAGGAUGCUUUCCAGUCCAAAUCGCCAUCCCCCAUGCCACCAGAAGCACCUAACCAGAAUUCGUCCAGCUCUGCCUCUUCAGAAGCCUCUGAAACCUGCCAGUCAGUGAGCGAGUGCAGUUCCCCCACCUCAGUCAGCUCAGGCUCCACCAUGGGGGCUUGGGCCUCCACAGAUAAGUUGUCUAAUGGGUUUUAUCACUGUAGUUUAUCAAGUGACCCAUCCGUAGCUUCAGUUGGUGCAGGUCCUUUCCCUCAUUUCCCGCCUGUCUCCCGCACGUGGACUCGGGCUCCCUCAGCCCUCCUUCCAGACUACGUUCAUUAUUACACCAUUGGGCCAGGCAUGUUACCAUCAUCUAAGAUCCCUAGCUGGAAGGACUGGGCCAAGCCAGGCCCGUAUGAUCAGCCCAUGGUGAACACAUUGCAACGGCGCAAAGAAAAGCGUGAGGCAGAUGUCAAUGGAGCAGCUCCGAGCGGAGCCCCUGCGCCCCCCGAGGAGGCCCAGAGACCUCGGAGCAUGACGGUGACAGCUGCCACAAGGCAGGGUGAGGAGAUGGAGGCCUGCGAGGAGCUGGCACUCGCUCUGUCCAGAGGGCUGCAGUUGGACACCCAGAGGAGCAGCCGGGAUUCCUUGCAGUGCUCCAGUGGCUACAGCACCCAGACAACAACUCCGUGCUGUUCAGAGGACACAAUCCCAUCUCAAGUUUCAGAUUAUGAUUAUUUCUCUGUGAGUGGUGACCAGGAGGCAGAACAACAGGAGUUUGACAAAUCUUCCACCAUCCCAAGAAACAGUGACAUUAGCCAGUCCUAUCGCAGAAUGUUUCAAACCAAGCGUCCUGCUUCCACCGCAGGUCUGCCCACCACGCUGGGACCGGUCAUCGUCACGCCCGGCGUCGCCACCAUCCGGCGCACCCCUUCCACCAAGCCCUCGGUGCGGCGCGGCACCAUCGGCGGAGGCCCCAUUCCCAUCAAGACUCCGGUGAUUCCUGUCAAAACGCCGACCGUCCCCGACAUCCCGGGGGGGCUGCCCGGUGCCCUCGCCGGGACAGAAGAGGGCCCCGAGCAAAGUCUGGAGUCUCCAGCAGCAGGAGAUGGCGGGCAAGCUGUCACCAGCGUGCCCUCGUGGAGCGGGCAAGCGGCUGUCAACCCUCCGGCGUCGGGCCAGAAACUGGGUGCUGCCGAGGAGCAGAGGCAGGCGGUCCCCGAGGCCGAGGGGGACGAGGGCGAUGGCGUGGGCAGCCUGGCGCCCGCGGGGCAGGCGGAGCUGGAGCCCGGCGAGCUGAGCCCCGGCGACGCCCCGCAGGGGGAGGAUAUGCUCAACGCCAUUCGGCGCGGCGUCAAGCUGAAGAAGACGACCACGAACGAUCGCUCAGCGCCUCGCAUUUCCUAGGAGCGGAGAAGCUGCCAGACUACUGAACGCCGAGGAGGAACUGUGAGAAAACUAAUUUGUCUCUAUCCAUUCCAGUCUGUAAUCAAUGAUUUUUUUAAGAUACUCGGUAACAGACGGUCUGAAAGUACUCUAAAAGAGAAAACAAAUGAAAGAGCGUAGUAAGACAUAAUCUUCAGUGGUGUUUUAAUUUGUAAAUAUCAACGAUUUUGUUUCUGCAUUUUUUUGAUCUAAGUUACACUUUUAAUUUUUUCUGAAGGUGCCAAAUCCCAUUUACCUUUUUUAUAACUCUCUUUGUAAAGUUUUAAAUCAUAGAAGAAAAAAAAUUGUCGAGUAGUUAACUUCAGCAAAGGGAUUUAAUGAAAAUUUGGCUUUUUUGCAAGCUUUUGUAGAGCGCCUUGUAAUAGUGAGGUUAAAAAAUAGAACAAUGGGACUUACUACAGUUUUAAGUCCAGCUAUAUGGAACGGAUCCGCAUUUAAGUAUUUAAAAAAGUUUGAAAAGCGGGAAUAAAAAAUUGACAAUAAAGCAAUAUAUAAUGCAAGGAAGAAACCUGCAGUUGGUAGAGUUAUUGGGGGGUAGUGGGGGGGAGAUGCCAUCAAAAUAGCAGAUGCUGUUGCACAAAAGUAGCCUAGUAGGAUGUAUUACUAGUAGCUUCAUGGUAAAUGCAUCAGAAUAAGCCAUACUGGAUUGCAGUGUUUUGUUUCUGUAGGGUGUUUUAAAAACUGAGUUUUUCCACAUUUCUUUUUUGACUGCACAGCAGCAACUCUCAGUCACAUGCAUGCAGCCUUAACUGUGUAGGCGUGGUUAUUCCACCUUCACGUUUUGUUCCACUCAUCCUUCCGCUGAUUACAAACAAGGACAACAGGCUUAAGGCAGUUAUAAAUGUGAAAACAUUUUUAAAAUGCAAGCAGGGAGUUCUUAGAUGUUAUCAAAAUGCCUUUUUCUGACUGUGCCCAGCAGGCUGGGUACCCUAGAAAGCCCAACUAUUUUGAGAAAACACUUAAAAAUUUGACAGGUAGAACCAGCUUGUGAUCUAAUAAACUGCGAAUGUUUCUUUCCAAUACAGGGGCUUGUUUUUCUUAACUUCUUUUAAAUGGCAGUUGAUUGGCUUUUCUUAAAUACUGAAAA
Molecule: messenger RNA, 3935 nt
Organism: Ficedula albicollis (Collared flycatcher)
Lineage: Eukaryota; Metazoa; Chordata; Aves; Passeriformes; Muscicapidae
Gene: MTSS1
Product: metastasis suppressor 1
Exons: 17
Coding region: 434-2809 (791 amino acids)
Biological process (GO): plasma membrane organization; positive regulation of actin filament bundle assembly; adherens junction maintenance
Cellular component (GO): cytoplasmic side of plasma membrane; actin cytoskeleton
Molecular function (GO): actin binding; phospholipid binding
Source: RefSeq, a predicted model, not a curated record